Molecule: messenger RNA, 1290 nt
Organism: Cyphellophora europaea CBS 101466
Lineage: Eukaryota; Fungi; Ascomycota; Eurotiomycetes; Chaetothyriales; Cyphellophoraceae
Exons: 1
Coding region: 1-1290 (429 amino acids)
Biological process (GO): protein import into peroxisome matrix, docking
Cellular component (GO): peroxisomal membrane; peroxisomal importomer complex
Molecular function (GO): signaling receptor binding
Source: RefSeq, a predicted model, not a curated record
AUGGCAGGCGACAACAAUGACGAUUCGAAACCACAGGUUCCCACCAUUCCUUCAUGGCAACAGGCGCUACCGCCUACAUCCUCACAGAGCAAAGUGGAAGACGAAGCUGGUGUGGCCACGCCAGAGACCGACCUCGAUCCUCUACAACAGGCUCGCCAUUUCCUACGGCAUGAAGAAGUGAAAGAUGCACCCAGAGAUCGCAAAGUCGCGUUCCUUGAGAAGAAGGGCAUACAGGCGAACGAGAUACAAAAGGUACUUGCCGAAGAGGGUAUUGCUCUCGCGGACGAUGCCUCAGAAGAUGGGAUGAAGACGAUACAUGACAGCACCGCCUCUUCGCCAGACACUUCAAUCAAGGCAUCCCCUACACAAACGUCUACAAGCUCCGCAACCACAUCUACACCUGCUGUUGGCGCUGCCACUCUCACACCAAAGCCCGACGUCGCCCCCGUAAUAACAUAUCCAGAGUUUUUGCUCAAGCCGCAGAAACCUCCACCACUCGUGACCGUCGACCGCCUUGUCACCGCCACGUACAUCGUUGCCGGUGUGUCUGCUCUCACUUGGGGCGCCUCCAGAUACCUCGUGGCGCCCAUGCUCGAAUCCCUCACCAGCGCACGACGUGACCUCGCGUCCUCAACUCUGACCUCAUUGCAUACCCUCAACACCAAACUAGAAUCCACAGUCUCUCACGUCCCCUAUAUUCCAUCUUUACAUGCUCAUAAAGAACCAUUCGACGAUACUGCCUCCAUCACAUCCUCGGACUCCGACCCCACCGAGCUCUUCCACCGCGAUUAUGGCACACAAACAUCUCCGCCCAAGUCGCGUUCUUCAUCCCUCUCCAGCACCUCGUCACCACUGUCCGCCUCCGCUUCUCAGACUGCGCGGCUCUUCAGCCUGCACACGUCCCUCUCCUCUCUCCUCUCAAGCACAAACACCACCUUCUCCUCAGACUCGCUAUCUACCACGAUCUCCGACAUGCAGUCCGUAGUCGACCGCAUCGAAUCCAACUCCCAACCCCUUUACACCUCCUACGACUACAAGACCAGCCCGGCGUUCAACACCAAUUCUCCGUCCUCUACUUCGACUUCAGCCUCGAGAUCUAAAACAGGAGCCAGUGGCAGCGAAAAGGAGUCACAAUCCGAAGCCGCCAAGUUCAAAGCCGAGAUCCGUGCACUAAAAGGUGCUUUUCUUAGCAGUCGCAACUUCCCCAGCGCACCGCGGCCACCGGCCAUGGGUGCUACCUCAGCAUCCUCAGGGAUAGGCGCUGGGCGCUACGAGUCGGUUGGAAUCUGA